Messenger RNA from Chara braunii, 1888 nucleotides. The record is from the annotation of a GenBank genome assembly. NCBI's taxonomy places the organism in Eukaryota, Viridiplantae, Streptophyta, Charophyceae, Charales, Characeae.
AACUGCGCGCUGACCCAGACAUCAUGUGUCGAUGCGGGAUGAACCGAAAGUAGAAGUACGAUGCGAAACUGUCAAGGAGGGAGAGGGCAAUGAGGGGGAGGAGGAGGAGGAGGUAGAGGACGAUGGGGAUGAAGAUGAAGACCGGGACGAGGAGGAACAGUGCAAUGGGGAGGAGGAGGAGGAAGAGGGUGAUAGGGAGGAGGAGGAGGAGGAGGAAGAGGGCGAUGGGGAGGAGGAGGAGGAGGAAGAGGGCGAUGGUGAGGAGGAUGAGGAAGACGAAGAUCGGGAUGAGAUGGAAGAUGAAGAUCGAGAGGAGGAGGAGGAAGAGGAAGAUCGGGACCCCGAUCUUCCUCUUCCUCCUCCUCCUCUCGAUCUUCAUCUUCCAUCUCAUCCCGAUCUUCGUCUUCCUCAUCCUCCUCACCAUCGCCCUCUUCCUCCUCCUCCCCCUCCCCAUCGCCCUCUUCCUCCUCCUCCUCCUCCUCCCUAUCACCCUCUUCCUCCUCCUCCUCCCUCCCAUUGUCGUCUUGCUCCUCCUCCUCCUCCCCAUCGCCCUGUCAUGGAGGAGGAGGAGAAAGAGGGUGAUAGGGAGGAGGAGGAGGAGGAGGAGGACGAGGGCGAUAGGGGGGGGAGGAGGAGGAAGAGGGCGAUGGUGAGGAGGAGGAGGAAGACGAAGAUCUGGAUUAGUGUCGAUGGGGAGGAAGACGAAGAUCAGGAGGAGGAGGAAGAGGGCAAAGGGGAGGAGGAGGAUGAAGAGGGCGACGGGGAGGAUGAGGAGGAGGAGGAAGAGGGCGAUGGGGAGGAGGAGGAGGAGGACGACGACGAAAAAGAUCGCGAUGGGAGGAGGAGGAGGAGGAGGAGGAGGAGGAGAAGGGAGAGAAAUAUCGGGUAUGGGAGGACGAGCAGGAGGAAGAAGAUGGCGAUGGGGAAGGAGGAAAGGAGGAGGAGGAGGAAGAUGAAGACGGCGAUGGGGAGGAGGAGGAGGAGGAGGAGGACGAGGAAAAAGAUCGCGAUGGGAGGAGGAAGAGGAGGAGGAGGAGGAGGAGGAGGAGGAGGAGGAGAAGAAGGGAGAGAAAGAUCGGGUAUGGUAGGAGGAGGAGGAGAAGGGAGAGAAAGAUCGGACUUGCUGGAAUUGGUGCGGGCAGCGGAGGAGGAGGAGAACAGCACCGGUGAUGGUGGUUUGGAGGAAGGAGAUGCGGGGGCAGACGUUGGGGACGAAGGAGAGAGACAAGUGGGGAGGGGUGGAGAGCCGGGUCCGCAGUCUUGCAGUGGGGUGGAGGAUGUUGGGGGGAGGGCCGUCGAUUUGCGAGGUGCAUUUCGGGGGGAAGCAGGCCCUUCUCGUGCUAAUGCACUGCAAACACAAGUGUGUAAUCGCGGGCAGAUGAAGCAGGCUUCCAUCGCGAGGUGGGUCAAAAACCCACGACAGAAGGACAUCGAUGAGAGUUGCAUCGAGUUCUUUGUGGAGAACGCAAUCCCCUUCAAUGUGGCGAAUAGCAAGUCCUUUAAGAAGUUCGUGAACACAUGUUAUGAACCACAACCUGCUGCCAAACAUCCCCUGGUCCCCACUGACUACAACCCUCUGCGGUGUUAUCUUCUCGAUGGCUUGAGGCAAAGGUUGAACGAGGAGGAGAAGGCCAUCAGGGAUGAUUGGGAGGUCACUCGCUGCACGUUCAUCACGGACGGUACCACUGACAUGUGUGGGCGGUCACUGGUGAAUUACAUCCUCGCAGGGCGUUCGAAGCCACAACAGAAAAAUUGUCGCCGAAAUUCAACAAAAUUUAUUUUUGAUGUCUAACUUAUUCAUGCCAAAAGGGGUGUGACCAACUGUUGAAAUUGGGUCUUCUGCUGUGUUCAACUACUCAUCAACAUUAUCAACUUAUUCCCAACGAGU